AUCAAAAUCAGCUGUUACAGCUAAGUUCAUUAUAGUUUUGGUGUACCUUUUUAAGAAUAAAUAAAGUAAUAAAUAAACUUAAAGUAUUAUGCUACAAGAUUUUUAAAUUCUAAAGAUAUUAUAUAAAUAUGGGUGCCCUGCUUUCAAGUCGUCAAAGAAACGGUGUAGAAGAAGUGGACGUGGUGGUAAACCAUGCAUACAAAUAUCCACCUAGAUCAGGAAAUUAUUUUGGGAGUCAUUUUAUAAUGGGAGGAGAAAGAUUUGAUACUCCCCAACCUGAAUCUUAUCUAUUUGGAGAAAAUUCAGACUUAAACUUUUUGGGUAGUAGACCAACUCCGUUUCCAUAUCCUCCUCCUCAACCAAACGAUCCAACAAAAACCUUAAAAUGUUUGGUAAAUAUUCGAAAAGAAUCAUUGAGAUUUGUAAGAGCGUCCAGCGAAUAUAAUAAAAUUAGUUUAGAUAAAAACACUAUAGACGAUGUUGAGUUAGGGACUAACACUAAUUUUAAUAUUGAGUUUAUUUUUGAUUGUGAUGUGAGGUGUGCAAUAACUAUAUAUUACUUUUGCACUGAAGAGAUCACAGCAACAGGUGUCACUUAUGUUCCAAAAGACCCUCUGUUAUGCUCUGAAACAUUUCAUUAUAAAAAAGGGGCAAACCAACAGUUUUGUCAACCAACUCAUUCUUUUAAUCCAGCAAAGUAUUCUGAAGAAGAACUGUUGUAUGAUGUCGAUAGGGAGAUUAUUCCUAUAGUAGUUCAUUGUGUAGCUGAAGAAGGACCAGAAGAUAUGAGACAGUCUCAUACAACUAUAGCAACUAUAGAGAAAAUUGCUGAAGGAAUUUUUCUUUUAAAGGCUCUCAAACAAAAACUUUGGGUUGAUGGCUUAUGUUAUCUUUUGCAAGAGAUCUAUGGUAUUGAAAAUAAGAAUAAUGAAAAGAACGCUGGAGAUGACGAGACUGAUGAUAAUGGAUCUGAAUGUGUAAUAUGUAUGUGUGAUGUACGAGAUACUCUUAUAUUACCUUGCAGACACUUAUGUCUAUGCAACUCUUGUGCAGAUUCUUUAAGAUACCAAGCGAAUAACUGCCCUAUUUGCAGAGCACCUUUUAGGGCUCUUCUACAGAUUAGGGCUUUGCAAAAGAGCAUCAAUGGUAGCUUGGCUCCCAUUGGACCUCCUGAUGCAAACUGUGACAAUAUUCCACCAGGGUAUGAUGCAGUAUCUCUUAUAGAAGCUCUGAAUGGUCCUUGUCAACCUAGACAGCCCCCUUCAGCUAUGCCUGACCUAGUUGAAACUCCUGAAAAUGAGCAUGCUAUUCAAGCUGCUCAUAUUCUAAAUAGGCAUUCUCCACCAUCAAAAAGAGGCAGUCAGCCAGCUACUCCUGAAUAUCCUUCUAAAACUAUGACAACAAUAUUAACAAACAGAUCAGAAGAAGAGCAUCCAAAAGAGACACAAAAAUGUCCACUUUUGAGGGAUGAGAAGGAGGUAGUUAUUAGAAGUAGACAGAAGACAAAGGACCAAAUAAAAUUGGUAAAUGAAAAGGAGAAAGAAGAGAAUGUCGAUGAAGACAGCGAAGCAGAAAAAUUGUCUCCUCUACUACAACAAAAAAGGGAAAGCCUAAAUCGAGGCACGGAGCUAGCUCUACGCAUGGACGACGUAGUGGAACACAUCGACGGUGACGAAGUCGACGAGCGCUUUGAAAGGCGACCGGUACCGUCAGCCGGCGAAGACUCAGAUUACUACACCCCCGACGAACCCGGUCCUACAUCCACAGGGUUAUACGAAGGCAGUGGGGCACCCAGUUCCACGGAGAGUACGCCUCACAAGUUGCCCGGUACUCCGCUGAGCCUGGCCAGUGCUAAGAGCAGCGGGGAGAGUGUUACGAGCGGUGGCAGUACUCGCCAUCUGUUGGCUAUACACGGAGGUACACCGGCGACCGAUCGUCCCGUUCAUGUUUAAAAGCGUUCUGGUUAGAGUAAUAUUCGGUUUACACAGGGGUAAAUUGAUAGGUAGAGCGGAGAUUUUAUAAAAUUUAUUGGUAAUUUUUAAGAUUUUCAUUAAAUCUGCUGUCUGUGUCUGUAUAUUUAUGAAAUUUGGUAUAUAGACGUAAAAUCAAAUUUUGAAAACAACUUUUGACAGUAUUUUGUUUCUUAAACCUAAUUUUUGCUUAUGUAAAGAGGAUCUUUGUAAUUUUACGUCAUCCGAGUUGUUGCCAACAUGUGAAAAUAUUCAUUUUUGUUACUUGGAAUGUUAAAAUAGUACUACAAGUUUUUUUU
Sitophilus oryzae (rice weevil) is the source of this 2269-nucleotide messenger RNA. It is a transcript of the gene Mrgn1, whose product is annotated as probable E3 ubiquitin-protein ligase MGRN1. Lineage: Eukaryota; Metazoa; Arthropoda; Insecta; Coleoptera; Curculionidae. Gene Ontology annotation, cellular component: cytoplasm. The transcript is spliced from 9 exons. Gene Ontology annotation, biological process: protein ubiquitination. The record is from RefSeq and is a predicted model, not a curated record. Bases 129 to 1952 code for a protein of 607 amino acids. Gene Ontology annotation, molecular function: ubiquitin protein ligase activity.